Molecule: messenger RNA, 1498 nt
Organism: Metschnikowia bicuspidata var. bicuspidata NRRL YB-4993
Lineage: Eukaryota; Fungi; Ascomycota; Pichiomycetes; Serinales; Metschnikowiaceae
Exons: 1
Coding region: 265-1398 (377 amino acids)
Source: RefSeq, a predicted model, not a curated record
GGCCAAAUAAAAAAAUAUCAAGUUGGGUCCUCAGUCGAACGAGUGUCUAGACAUUUUCACCUUGCGGUUCCCCCUUGUUCAUCUGCCUUCUCUUGACUGCUGGAAGCCGACUGCCCAUGCUGCCUGUGUGCAGGCCGGUAUCGCGUCGAAGUCCAGUGAGAAGAUUCCGAGAAGCCUGUUCUGCUAGCCAGUCAGACCAGUCUUAUUUGCAGGAUACGUCCCCCAAAUCCCCCACCCGCUGGUUGUCAGGAAUCUCAGUGAAACAUGAUCAGUCACAUGAUGGUGUUUUCCCGUGUGGCGGGUCUAGGCCCAGGUCCCCUUGUGGCCCGCACUCUCCCUCGGCCAUCCACCAUGAGGGCUUUUUCCACGGUUUUACCGAGGCGAAACUCAAAGCUUCCGGAGUCUUUCGACCCCAAGAAAAACCUCCCUUCGCAGGGAGAAUGGAAGCACUUGAAACAACACAUUCCCGGCGAAGCCGAGCAGACAAACACUGUCAGAGACCGCAUUCCAAUGUUCCCUCUAGGAAAAGAAAAUGUACCCACACUUUUGCCCAGGCCGGGCGUGCCCCGCGUCGGGCCCAAUAUGCCGUUCAGCCGGGUCAUCCAGAUCUUGAAGAGCAAAGUCAACCCUGAACUCAUCUACGAGUCCGAGCCCCACCGACUCUACUUUCUUGGAUGCUUCUGCUGCGCGGUGAUGUUCACCAUCUAUGGCUGCGUGCUCCUUGAGUACGCGUGGUUCAAUGCCAACAAGAAGUGGGACGAAAAUGAGCAAGAGUUGGCGUUGCCGUUCCGGAGAAGGCAGUUCGGCAUUGACUUGUUGACCUACGGCUCGUUGGGUGCCGUGGCCUUAUUCGCGGCCUACCAUUUUGCCACAUUCCCAACCAGGCUCAUGAGAAGAAUCUGGUAUCUCCCGGGACCCGUAGAGCACAUCAAAUUCACAUCAUAUCCCUUGAUUCCAGGCAGACCUACUCCAAUGUACACAGUGCCUCUUGAAGAUCUCGCCAGAAGGGACAAGGCCAGAGUGUGGACGGGCAAAGGUUUCUACGGCACUGCCGACAAGUCUUUGUUCUUCUUUGUGCUCAAAGAGAAAUCAACAAACAAGAACUGGAUUGUCGAUAGAAAGGGCUUUUUCUGGUCAGACGGCCGUGUCUUUGAUCUCUUGUUUGGCAAAGAAACGCUAGCGGAGGCCGAGGCCGGUAUUCCAUAUGAUGAGCAAAUCGGUAUAAUUCAUCGCGAAGUGAAGAAGAAGAAGAAGGAACUCAGAGCAAAACACGGAAUAUUCUAUCAGUUCAAGCUUGGGGCACAGGAAGCGCAGAAGGACUUGAAGUCGGCGACGAGCUAUGCCAAAACCUUGGCGGCAAGCAAGAAGCCCAAAGGCUUGCCAAAGGACAAAGAAUAAUGUAAAUAGUUAACCCAACCCUGCUUUCUCGCAGACCACGAAUCUACCUGUUUCUCAAAUAUUAACUGUCGAAUGGCCCGUAAUUGGACAAUCCUGGUGG